GCCCUCGCAAAUUAUGCCAUUCAACUCGCCAGAUCGCGCGUGAUAUUCACUGAAACAACCGACUAUACCCUUCCCUCCUUCGGAAUCGCCGAGUAAUGUUGUGGUAGAAGACAUAUAUACCAUCAGGUACCAUGUCGACACUCCCGCCCACACAAGCGCCCGCGCAGACAGAAUACGCCGGCGACGAGAUUAAUGCUCUCGUCCUAGAUCCAGGCAGUUACAGUGUGCGCGCUGGCUUUGCGGGAGAAGACACGCCCAAAUCCGUGGUGCCCAGCAGCUACGCCAAAACAGCUUCCGGCGACAAGCUCUACGGCGAGAAUGCCAUCCAUCUCCCCAAACCCGACCUCGAGAUAGUCAGCCCGUACGAUGCAGAGGGCGUGGUGCAGGAUUGGGAUACGGCGUCACGGCUGUGGGAGUACGCCGUGACCAGUCGACUGACGGGCCACAAACAGACGCCGCCCGCGCGGAAUGGACUCAACGACGGCAACAAGGACGAAAACGGAGAUGUGAACAUCAUGGACGAGGCGGCGGAGGAAGAGCUGGCGGACAAGCAGGAACAGGUGCUGGGCGAGUAUCCUCUGCUCGUCACCGAACCGGGCUGGAAUCCGGCAAAGGCACGUGAAAAGACAAUAGAGAUUGCCAUGGAGCAGUGGGCAGUGCCGGCCUUCUUCCUGGCCAAAACGGGACAACUGGCCGCAUACUCACAAGGCAAGGCCACUGCGCUCGUCGUAGACAUGGGACACCACAACACCUCCGUCACCGCGCUCCACGAAGGCAUGGUCCUGAAGAAGAGCAUUCAACGGACGCCCCUGGCUGGUAACUGGCUCAGUGACCAGAUCCGCCUGAUGUACGCCCAACAGAAUGUACCUCUCGUGCCACACUACAUGGUCAAGUCGAAGCUUCCCGUCGACGCGGGCGCACCCAGCAACGCCACAUAUGUCACAUUCGACAAACCACCCACAGAUAGCUACCGCCGCCUCGAGGAAGAACGCGUGCUCACGGCCUUCAAGGAAAGCGUCGUGCAGGCUUGGCCUGGUCCGGGACGCCUUGAUCAACCCGUCGGAUCUGGCGGCCAGACAAACGCCGAUCAGGUCAAACAGCUCCCACCCAAGCCGUUCGAGAUGCCAGACGGUUGGAACCAAGUCUUUGGACUCGAACGCUUCAAAGUCGCCGAAGGUCUCUUUGACCACAAAGCUGCCUAUUCUGAUGCUGCACACCAGCUUCCACAACAGACACAAACCAUUACGCAGACUGUGAGGCAGGCGGUGGAGAGCGUAGAUGUGGAUCAGCGGCCGGCGCUGCUGAACAAUGUAAUCUUGACUGGCGCGGGGAGCCUAAUCGAGAAGUUACCGGAGAGAUUACAGGCGGAUUUGAGUGCGCUGUUUCCGAAUCCCAAGGUUCGAGUCAUUGCAAACAGUAAUGCAGUGGAGCGGAAGUAUGGAGCCUGGAUUGGAGGGAGUGUUUUGGCGAGCUUGGGAACAUUUCACCAGAUGUGGGUAUCAAAAGCAGAGUACGAUGAGUUUGGGGCCAAGAUUGUGGAGAAGAGGUGUAAGUGAGCGUGCGAUAUUAUGAAAGAGGUGCCGCUGCUGUAAAAUUACACAGUGCGCGAACGGUCUCCGCACUCGUGCUCUACCUUAUGGGCCCUUCCUUCCAGCCUGCAAAUGAGCGACCGUCAUCAGAGCCCGCUCCAGAGGCAAUAUCAUGCCACACCCGCAUGUAAAGAAUGAGUGCCACAAGUUAGUCUUCAGCGCAGACUCCCGAACGCGAUAAUUCUCAGCGUCCUCUGCCAAUUCAAACUACAGGCUUCCCUCGGCUCUGUCGUGCACUGUGCAUGAGUUCUAAUCCGAUAUCCUCAAGACCACGUCGCUGGACCAAAAGUUCCACUCGGCGGAAGGUCCAUGUAUGGAGUCCCCUUCCCAUCCACCGUCGUACCCUGAAUAUUGUUUCCC
Messenger RNA from Sphaerulina musiva SO2202, 1949 nucleotides. Its product is annotated as Actin/actin-like protein. Gene Ontology annotation, cellular component: SWI/SNF complex; NuA4 histone acetyltransferase complex. Gene Ontology annotation, molecular function: chromatin binding. Gene Ontology annotation, biological process: regulation of transcription by RNA polymerase II. Lineage: Eukaryota; Fungi; Ascomycota; Dothideomycetes; Mycosphaerellales; Mycosphaerellaceae. The coding region runs from base 132 to 1556 and encodes 474 amino acids. The record is from RefSeq and is a predicted model, not a curated record. The transcript has 2 exons.